UCUUCCAGCCACAAACGCCCAAAGAAGAAUACAAGGGUGACUCGGAGCAUGCUGGGAAAAACAGACAUGGCGACGCUCACCGAGUUAGCUAAAUACGCUUCAGAAGUAGACGUUUUACUUCAUCCUGAGCUUCUGUCUCAGGAUUUUCUCCAGUUAAUUUUAAAUGAGAAAAAGAUCAAUUCCAGAGUUUGUGGGAGUCGGGAGCAGCUCGUAGACCUCUACGUACGACAUGUCAUCCCGCGGCCUCAGCGGACUUUACCCAACAACCGAUGGGGGAAGAGGAUGGCGAAGACUCGCGGCGGACCGGCACCGACCGGCCUGCGGCAGGACAGGGACCACCUGACUUCCUCGCGUCUCACUUCCUGCGGCUCGCUAAAAACGAAGAAGCCGGAGACGAGCGCGAUGUCGUCGUCGGGAGAGGGUGACAGGCUGAAACCCCCUCCGGCUUUAAACCUGGGCAACCCCAUCCGUCGCCUGUCCGGCAGUUCAUCAUCAGCGUCGCCGUCGUCUUCAUCUUCCUCUUCCAAUCAGACGUUUUCGCGCUGCUCCGACACGGCGAGCCUAAAACGGGAUGCAAACUGCUCGGGUGUUCUGACGUCUCCAGAAGUGAAGAAAAAGAUUCAGCACGUGACUUGGCCUUGAUGACCGAGUGACGUUCACCGCUCGCUAAAUUUUGUUGUGCCCCCAUCACAGUGAUUUUACCAAAUAAACUCCAAUUAAAACAAUGAUCAAUAAUCCA
This is a messenger RNA of Syngnathoides biaculeatus (alligator pipefish), 739 nucleotides long. It is a transcript of the gene tslig2, whose product is annotated as chromosome 14 C2orf49 homolog. NCBI's taxonomy places the organism in Eukaryota, Metazoa, Chordata, Actinopteri, Syngnathiformes, Syngnathidae. Gene Ontology annotation, biological process: embryonic morphogenesis. The coding region runs from base 49 to 642 and encodes 197 amino acids. Gene Ontology annotation, cellular component: tRNA-splicing ligase complex. The transcript is spliced from 4 exons. The record is from RefSeq and is a predicted model, not a curated record.